Nelumbo nucifera (sacred lotus) is the source of this 2604-nucleotide messenger RNA. Its product is annotated as oligopeptide transporter 7-like. The record is from RefSeq and is a predicted model, not a curated record. Gene Ontology annotation, molecular function: oligopeptide transmembrane transporter activity. Lineage: Eukaryota; Viridiplantae; Streptophyta; Magnoliopsida; Proteales; Nelumbonaceae. Gene Ontology annotation, biological process: transmembrane transport.
UUUAAGCCAUAAGGGCAUAAGGCAACCUAAAUUUCUCCACUUUCAAUUCGUAGCUACAUCGAGGUUCAGAAACAAAAUUCGAAAUAGAGAGAGAGAGAGAGAGAGAGAGAGGUAUGGAAUCUCAAGACCUCUCCACAAUUCCGCUUAUUUCGAAGACCAGAGAUGACGCCGAAGACCAUAGCCGCCCCUCAACUUCAUAUUCGUUGUCACAGGUUUUGGCAUCGAGUUCUCAAUCUUCUGCUCAUGACUUUUCGGAAUCCGAAAUCUCUCCGAUUAAACAGGUGGCUCUGACGGUACCCACAACCGACGACCACACCCUCCCCGUGUUGACCUUCCGGAUGUGGGUUCUAGGAACAGUUUCAUGCAUUCUUCUCUCCUUCCUCAACCAGUUCUUCUGGUACCGGACAGAGCCUCUAACCAUCACUGCAAUAUCAGCUCARAUCGCUGUGGUCCCUCUUGGGCGUCUAAUGGCGUCGAUGAUUACCAAUCGUGUCUUUUUCAAGGGUUCCCGGUGGGAAUUCACACUGAAUCCUGGGCCCUUUAAUGUCAAAGAGCACGUGUUGAUCACCAUCUUUGCCAACUCCGGAGCCGGGACGGUUUACGCCAUACACAUUGUCACCGCUGUUAAGAUCUUCUACAAGAAGAACAUUACCUUCUUUGUCUCCCUUAUCGUUGUUAUAACAACCCAGGUGCUGGGGUUUGGUUGGGCUGGGAUCUUCCGGCGGUACCUGGUGGAGCCGGCAGCAAUGUGGUGGCCUGCCAAUCUCGUUCAGGUGUCAUUAUUCAGGGCCCUACAUGAAAAGGAAGAGAGAGGCAAAGGUGGGCUGACGCGUACUCAGUUCUUCCUGAUUGCCUUCAUCUGCAGCUUUGCCUAUUAUAUCUUCCCAGGUUAUCUCUUCCCAAUGUUAACCUCCCUAUCUUGGGUAUGUUGGAUUUUUCCAAAAUCCAUUCUAGCCCAACAACUAGGGUCGGGUCUUUAUGGGCUUGGGCUGGGUGCCAUUGGAGUUGAUUGGUCAACCAUUUCGUCCUACCUUGGAAGCCCACUUGCAAGCCCAUGGUUUGCCACCGCUAAUGUUGGCGCUGGGUUCUUCAUCGUUAUGUAUAUCCUCACUCCCAUCAUGUACUGGCUGAAUGUGUACAAAGCCAAAACAUUCCCCAUAUUCUCUGAAGAUCUCUUCACAUCCUCGGGCCAGACCUACAACAUCUCCAGCAUCAUUGACUCAAAUUUCCAUCUCGACAUCCAAGCGUACGACAAGAAUGGGCCUCUCUACCUCAGCACUUUCUUUGCCAUGACCUACGGCGUUGGCUUUGCAGCUCUGACGGCGACCAUUGUUCAUGUUCUCCUCUUUCACGGCAGUGAAAUAUGGGAGCAGAGCAAGUCAGCCUUCAAAGAGAAGAAGAUGGAUAUACACACAAGGCUAAUGAGAAGGUACAAUCAAGUCCCCGAGUGGUGGUUCGUGUGCAUCCUCGUGGCUAACAUUGCAGCUACCAUCUUCGCUUGUGAGUAUUACAAUGAUCAACUUCAGUUGCCAUGGUGGGGUGUGUUGCUGGCAUGUGGCCUCGCUAUUUUAUUCACUCUCCCCAUCGGUAUCAUCACUGCUACUACCAACCAGACACCAGGUUUGAACAUCAUCACAGAGUACAUAAUUGGAUACCUGUAUCCAGGUCGUCCCGUUGCUAAUAUAUGCUUUAAGGUGUAUGGAUAUAUCAGUAUGACACAGGCCGUCACCUUUCUACAAGACUUCAAGCUGGGUCACUAUAUGAAAAUUCCACCUAGGACAAUGUUUAUGGCACAGGUGGUGGGGACACUUAUAGCAGGGCUAGUAUACUUGGGGACAGGAUGGUGGCUAAUGGAAACCAUCCCAAACAUAUGUGACACAUCAGUGCUACCCUCCGACAGCCCAUGGACGUGCCCAAGCGACCGUGUGUUCUAUGAUGCGUCUGUGAUUUGGGGAUUAAUUGGGCCACGCAGAAUCUUUGGCGACCUUGGCACCUACGAGGCCAUCAAUUGGUUCUUCCUAGCAGGGGCCGUCGCCCCUGUGCUAGUGUGGUUUGCCCACAAGGCCUUCCCAGAGCAGAAUUGGAUCCGCCUCAUUAACAUGCCUAUCCUAAUAGGCGCAACAGGAAUGAUGCCCCCGGCUACUGCCGUCAAUUACACCAGUUGGGUCAUCGUCGGCUUCCUCUCUGGCUUUCUUCUGUAUAGAUACCGGCAGGACUGGUGGCAGCGUCACAACUAUGUACUGUCUGGGGCGCUUGAUGCUGGCCUUGCCUUCAUGGCUGUUCUAUUGUACUUGUGCUUGGGCUUAGAAGGCAUCACCCUCAGUUGGUGGGGAAGCGACCUAGAUGGCUGUCCCUUGGCUUCUUGCCCAACUGCCAAAGGAGUCGUGGUUGAAGGCUGUCCCGUUUUCACCUGACACUAUGACACUCAGAGACUGAUGUAGUACCAGAUUCAAACCAAUUUAGUAAAUAUUUAUAAAUUUUGUUUUUGAAGACCCAUCUUUGUAUAUACAGGGGGAUGAGGGAUGAAGUAAGUAAGAAGCAGAGAUGACRCGACCAACUCAACUUAAUAAAUAUUUAUUGAGAUAGCACAUAUUUCUAUAUUAA